UUAAGCGAGCCAUUCACAUGAGACUUUAAAGCACGAAUCGCUCACUAAUAACUAUAAAGUAUUUUCCUGACUCGCUCACCACUGCUGCUGCUGCUGCUGCUCUGAUUUCUUCUAAUAUUCAGGGUACCAUAAGUUGCAACCAUGUCUGAGGGACCGAGAAAGCCAAAGUAUUCAGCAACUCGCCGACUGCAUUUGAAGUCCAAACUGCUGAAGAAGGCAGCUUCUAUGCUGGUGGCUGAAAGUGAAGAGAAAAAACACGAGAAAGAAAGAGUUCUGAACGAGUGUUUCCCUCCACUGAAGCUCUCAAGUCUGUCCGUCCAGGAGCUGCAGGAUCUUUGUAAAGAACUAAAUCGUAAGAUUGAUGUUGUAGAUGAAGUACGCUAUGAUAUGGAGGUUAAGGUAGCCAGAAAUGGGACUGAGAUCCAGACACUGAGUAACAAGAUCAAUGAGCUGAAGGGGGUAAAGCGGCCCAACUUGAAGAGGGUGAAGAAAACGACGGACGACAUGCUGGGUGCAUACACCGAAACCUCCAAACUCACGAAGGCAGAUUUCAAGGCCAACCUGAAGACAGUGAAGAAAGAGGAUGACAAGAGGGAAGAGGUGACCGACUGGCGUAAGAACGUGGAGGCCAUGUCUGGUAUGCAGGGCAGGAAGAAGCUGUUCAAUGCUGGACAAUAAGAAGCUGCACAUGUUAGCAAGACAUUGAUUCUAAAAUCUUGAGUUUCCAGUGUUUAAGUGCUUUUUUUCAAUUAAAAAUGAAAUGAUCUCUUUGUCUUGAUUUAAGAAUUAAUGUCCACAUAAAAAAUAUUUUCAAAACUGUGAAACAAAACUGGUUAGUUCAUGUCAACACAACAAAUAUUAAACAAAGGCACAAAUGCACUUGAUGGAAUGUAAACCUGUAUAUAAAGACUGCCACUGUGUGCCACUUUAAUAAGAUGAAUUUGCAUCCUUUGAAUGUUGAAAUUGUGUCUUUUGACUGAAGUACGUUUGAGUUAGUUUUUUGAAAUGCAGUAUUCACAUUAUACAGAUGAUGGCGCUGUCCCCCUAUGUGUAAUACAUGUGAUGCUGAUUAAACAACCACAAUCACU
Messenger RNA from Hippoglossus stenolepis (Pacific halibut), 1088 nucleotides. Its product is annotated as troponin I, slow skeletal muscle. The coding region runs from base 142 to 678 and encodes 178 amino acids. The transcript has 8 exons. Gene Ontology annotation, biological process: muscle contraction. The record is from RefSeq and is a predicted model, not a curated record. NCBI's taxonomy places the organism in Eukaryota, Metazoa, Chordata, Actinopteri, Pleuronectiformes, Pleuronectidae. Gene Ontology annotation, cellular component: troponin complex.